UGCACUUCCUGAUACACCUGUUUGUCAGGUAGUCACUCUGCUACGCAACGGAGACUUUGAGUCACGACCAACGAGACAAUGGAUGGACUUUUUCUACCACUUUGACGUAUUUCUUUUCGUUUUUUUUUUUUUUAACAUUUUGAGUCGACUAUAAGUGGGUGUUUUUUAAUUCCUAAAAUGAGUCGAAUGUUCCAAAGGGAUUGCUCACUGGAGGUCGUGUUGCUGCUGUACUUGCUUGGAUAUUUCGCUCCUUCACUUGUCUCCUCCAUCACUGUGAGUUCUCCAGCUGAGCUCCACGCAUCCGCAGGAGAUCCUGUCACACUGUCCUGCACUUUCAGUUCCACCAGCCGACCCACCAGCAAGAUGAUAAUCGACUGGUCGUACAGACCUCAGACUGGAGGGCCGCCAGAGACCUUUUUCCACUUCUCUUCACGCGCCUUCCUUCCUGGGGAGGGUCAGUUCAGUGGGCGUAUUCAGUGGCGAGGAAGCCCAGCGAGGGGGGAAGCGUCUAUCUCGCUGAUCAAUUCUACACUGAACGAUAAUGGAACCUACACAUGCUCAGUCAGAAACCCCCCUGAUGUCCACGGGUCUCCAAACUCACACACUGUCCUCACUGUCACUCCGAAGGCACCCAGCGUUCGCUUCUCAGACGCUGCCGUCCUCCUGUUUCUCGUCCUCAUCCCUUCCACUUUGCUUGCCCUGAUUCUGAUUGGACGAAUGCUUUACCCCAAGAGACAGCGCAGCCAAUCUAAGGGCUACAGAUCAGCCAUAGAGGUCACAGAAGGAGAGGAGUAUGACAUCGAGCCAGUGGGGGGCAAAGCCCUGGGGGGCACAUGCUGUGACCUAUGUCUGACGGAUUCUGAGAGUGAGUACGAGUACAACGACAUGAAAAAGGACACGCCUGUUCAUGAAGGUUUUGCUGAGUCGCAGUGCUAGAGGUUCAUGCUGGGUCACUCGUUAGACCUGCUGGUGGUUCUACUGAAUGGAAAUCAAUGCAGAAUUAAUGUACGUGUCAGCCCUUCAGGUCACUUUGGUAGAGAUCUGUAUGUAAUAUUGUGAAGGAAGAAAUUAUUUUGUCUAAUUUAUUGCCAGUGUCAUAGCAGUUGAUGCCUUAUUUUGUUGUAUUGUCACAUUUCUGUUCUAAUUAGUGAAGUAAAACUGUUGAAUGUCACUUGAGAUCCGCUAAUAAUGUUAAGACUGUACAUAGCGUGUGUUUAUAUACAGGAUGUUGUAUAAAUGUUGCAGAAAGACAACAUGCACAUUAGCAUUGCACAGAUUUCCUUGUCAGACUUUUUUUGAAAAUAUGUUUUAGAAAUAUAUUUGCUUUAGUUAAUUUUGAAGAAAUUCAGUGAAGAAGCAAGCGUGACAUGAGAGUGAUGCUUUGUCUCUCGGUAAAGCUGACGGCAUACAGCCACAAUUUCCUCUUCUUUCUGUUUGGUCUGUUGAACUAUUCAUGAAUGGCGGUCUUUCAAUAUUCAUGAUUGUUCUUGAAUAUUUCUUUAAAAACACCAAGGACAGGCUGGGAUCUUUGCCGCUUGUGUUGCACAUUAGCGCAGCAUCUAUCUUAUCAAUGCAGUGGUGGGAUUUGAGAGUAAUAAAGAGACCUAACAAAAGCCUGCAGGAAAAAAAAAAAACAUUCAAUAAGCAAGGAGUCCUGAUUCUGUCUCAUUUAUUUCGAAUUUCUUAUUGGGCUUGUUCUCAGCCCUUAAGGCUUUAAUAAUUCAAACAUUGCUGUGCUGUAACUAUUAUCAUUCCUGCUUCAUCGUGAACUACCAUGGCAACAGCUUACUCAUGCCAAGCAGAGGCUAUUUUAAAAACUAGACAUUUGAAAUGGGUCCGCUAUAACUAACUUUCUAACCUGUGGCCCGAUUUGGUGGUGUGGGCGCGUCUGUGCACGCAUUUAUUUUUAGAUUUAACAAAUUUAAUAUUUAACAAUUAGAUUUAGAUGAACAUUUAGAUUCACCAUUUGAUUUAUACUUCAAAUGUGAAGGAAAUUAGUUAAAUGUGAGGAAAAAUGAGCUAAAUAGUCAAAAUAUACCAGCUAAGAAACGGUGAAUUUUGACAUUCGGCAGCCCAGAACCAAAAUAUGCACUACUGCUCCAAAUUUUAAAGCCAGUUGAAAAAUUGCAAGAAUUUACAUUUACAUCCUUUUUUGAAUCUUCUAUUAUAGAGGGGUGUCAAGUUUUUUUUGAGUCAUGGUCUUAAAACUUGAUCAGCUGAUGAACAGUCUUGGUUGUUUGCAAUAAAUUACUUCCUUAAAAACGUUUUCUCUCACUCCCAUUUUUUAUUUUGAAGCUUAGCUCAGAAAUUUGCUUAAGAUCCAACAAUGCAAAAUGUAAAUUCUUGCAAUUUUUCAACUGGUCUUAAAAUCUUCAUCAAGAGUGUAUAACAUUUCUAUUAUGCUGCAGUGCAGCU
Messenger RNA from Dunckerocampus dactyliophorus (ringed pipefish), 2415 nucleotides. RefSeq names its product myelin protein zero-like 3 (gene mpzl3). Gene Ontology annotation, cellular component: membrane. Lineage: Eukaryota; Metazoa; Chordata; Actinopteri; Syngnathiformes; Syngnathidae. The transcript is spliced from 6 exons. The coding region runs from base 178 to 936 and encodes 252 amino acids. The record is from RefSeq and is a predicted model, not a curated record.